This is a messenger RNA of Aspergillus calidoustus, 225 nucleotides long. The record is from the annotation of a GenBank genome assembly. NCBI's taxonomy places the organism in Eukaryota, Fungi, Ascomycota, Eurotiomycetes, Eurotiales, Aspergillaceae.
AUGCCCAUUCAACCGGAUUCCCAGACUGCUAUGGUUAUGAACGACAAGCGAAUGAGGGUAACCCAUCAGACGAAUAAGCCCGACUUCUAUACGUUCCUCAAAGAAGUUCACCGGAGGGAUUACAGCAGGGAAGCCGUGGAACAGCGCAAGCUCGACGAGGACUGCUUGCACCCGACUCCGUCAUUCGGCGAAUGGCUACGGCGUUUCUCUGCCAACGCCCGGUAG